Molecule: messenger RNA, 1645 nt
Organism: Trichoplusia ni (cabbage looper)
Lineage: Eukaryota; Metazoa; Arthropoda; Insecta; Lepidoptera; Noctuidae
Gene: nac
Product: GDP-fucose transporter 1
Exons: 6
Coding region: 182-1270 (362 amino acids)
Biological process (GO): protein O-linked glycosylation via fucose; GDP-fucose import into Golgi lumen
Cellular component (GO): Golgi apparatus
Molecular function (GO): antiporter activity
Source: RefSeq, a predicted model, not a curated record
CAUUUAAAUGCACUUCAAACGAUUUUUUAUGAAAAGGGGCCGAAACGGUCAAAUAAAUAAAAAAAUUGGUGACUGCAGCUGUGCCAUAGCUGUGCUCUGCUGUCUUUGAUAGUUUGUUGUGGUUGUAAAUUUGCACGAUGAUUAGCGUGUAAAAUAAUUAUUUUCUAAGUGUUAUGUUUUAAUGGUGAUUGUAAAUAAUAAUAUCGAAAAUUUCAUUGAUAAAACCACUAAAAUGAAAGACCAGCGCUCUGAUUUAUGUUCGAGAUACAUUAAAAUAUUUAUCGUGGUUUCUUGUUACUGGAUUGUAUCAAUAGCCACAGUUUUUGUAAACAAAACAUUACUGAGUAGUCAAGUGGUGGCCUUAGAAGCACCACUCUUCAUAACAUGGUUCCAAUGUGUGGUCUCCUUCACUAUAUGCAGUUUGCUGAGCAAGUCUGGUGGGAUACCAAGAGUAUUUGCAUUCCCUAAAGGGUCACCAUGGAAUGUUGAAGUAAUGAGAAAGGUGAUACCACUAUCAAUAAUGUUUACUCUAAUGAUAGCAACAAACAAUCUAUGUUUGAAGUAUGUUGGUGUUCCCUUCUACUACGUCGGACGAUCGCUGACUACAGUCUUCAAUGUUGUAUUCAGUUGGGUGCUGCUUGGACAAAAGACAUCUUACCGAUGCGUUUUAUGUUGCGGAUUUAUCAUAUUCGGAUUUUAUCUUGGAGUUGACCAAGAAAGUUUACUAGGCUCGUUCUCUCUAACAGGCACAAUAUAUGGCGUCAUAGGUUCGCUAAUGUUAUCACUAUACUCAAUCUACACGAAAAAGGUUUUACCCAGCGUCAACCAGGAAGUUUGGUUGCUAUCCUAUUAUAAUAAUGCCUACUCAGUAUUAUUGUUCCUGCCAUUAAUAAUAACGAAUGGAGAGUUGUCUGCCUUGUGGAAUUAUAGUAACUUUGAUAGCUCAUACUUUUGGAUGCAGAUGAUAAUUGGUGGUAUUUGUGGAUUUGCUAUUGGAUAUUUUACCUCCUUACAGAUAAAGGUGACCUCACCAUUAACGCACAAUAUCUCAGGAACAGCCAAAGCUUGUGCCCAAACGGUCAUAGCGACCCAAUGGUACAAUGAAAGCAAGAACGUGCUAUGGUGGGCGUCAAAUCUUAUAGUUCUGGCCAGCAGUGGAUUAUACGCGAGGUUCAAACAGAUAGAAAUGGAGGAGAGCUCUCGGAGAACAAUUUCUGAAGAGAAACGAAGCUUAGUCAAUGGAGACGAUUCCGAAAACCCAGAAGUGUGACCCCCGUAGUAUGCAUGUCAUUGAAGUAUAUCGAUUUUAAGCGCACCGUACGUAUGUACACUUGUAAGUUUUAUGUUGUGAAAGUACAGUUGUAUUUGUUUUUUUUUUAUGUUGUGUAUUGUAGCAUCCGCAAUUGGAUAUGAGCCCUUUAGCCUAGUUACAUGUAAUUCAUCGAUUAAGACGACCUUAUUAUCUACAUUCUAAACAGUAAGCAAUCAAAAAAAUGCAAAGACAUUACUACAGGUUAUUUUGCUAAGUCGAGAUUUUAAACUAUCAAAUAGUUAAUUCAAAUAAUUGAGUAAAAACAUGUAGAAAUGUCAAUUGAAUAUGAAGGCUUUGUAUUGAUAUUUAUAUUAGACUUGCGAAAAAGCGUGG